ACCCCUUUAUACUCAGUCACCUUGAAUAGGAUGUUCCACUGCACCAGAGAUCUUUUUAAAUCAUUUCUAUUUCAAGGUGUUCAAUUUCGAAACCCAUCUACAUUUAUCGUCUCUGUGCUUCUACUCCGUUUUCUCAACAUACCACUCCCUCCACCUGCCUCUCAUUAUCUCCUUAUUUUACCAGGUGAGACCGUUACCCCCGAAUCGAUUGCCUACUUGGACAAAGGAGUAGUGUUCAUCGGAUCCACGUUGGGUGAUUCUCAAUUGAUUCGACUAAAUCCGGAUCCGGAUCCGGAGAGAAAUAGUUAUAUCACAGUUCUGGAGAAUUUCGCAAAUAUUGCACCCAUCGUGGAUAUGGUCUUGUUGGAGAACAAGGGUCAAAAUCAGUUGAUCACGUGUUCCGGUGCUUACAAAGAGGGUAGUUUGCGUCUAAUCCACAACGGGAUUGGGAUUCAUGAAUUGGCAACAAUUGAUCAGGAUUUAAUUAAAGGUAUUCUUGUUGUGUUUCAUGGUUCACGAGUAUCAUUGUCACGUCGUUCAGCUAACCUUCUUCACGAAUAUCUUAUCGCUCGUUUAUCUUGUCGAGAGUUAAUAUCCUAUCUUUCGUUCACAGGUGCUUGGUGCUUUCCCCUUCAGUCCGAUCGCUAUGACGAUACCAUUGUGGUUUCUAUGGUCGUUUUUGAUAAUCUCAACUCUAUAACGAUUCCUGUUGCCGGCUCUGUGUUCUCUAAUAAGCAUGUGCCUCUACGUGUGGGUAAGCUGGUAUGGGCUGUCUCGUUAACUGAAAGGCUCUCCGUAGCACACGGUAUACAUUAG
Molecule: messenger RNA, 816 nt
Organism: Echinostoma caproni
Lineage: Eukaryota; Metazoa; Platyhelminthes; Trematoda; Plagiorchiida; Echinostomatidae
Source: the annotation of a GenBank genome assembly